GACUCUAGGACCGAGAGCUAACGUACGAAAAACACCGGGAAAGCUGCUCUCAGGCUUCUCUCUAGAUUGAGUAUCACUGCUCGAUUCAAUUGGAAAAUGGAAAUCCGAUUACUUAAACACCCUAUGCAUUAUGUGAGAAGUGGAACGCACCGUAUAUGAUUGAUGAAAAUAUAACCUACAAAUUAUUUGAUACAUUGUUUGUAUCGGGAAAAGAAAAUUAUAUGAGAAAAUAUAAAAUCAAUGGUGCCCAAGUAAAAGAAAAAAAAAGUAAAAGUGUCAAAAAAGCCAAAAAACAAAUACUUGAUUGAUGGCAUGUUAAAUAUCUACAUCAAAAAAACACUACAUUAUAUGCAGUGAUAUAAUCGAGUGAAAAUGUCAUUAAAAAGAAAAUUGACGCAAGAUGAUUUGCGUAAGGCAAUGACGGAGCAGAAGAAAAAACUCGGCAUAAAUAAAAAGAUCGAUUCGCCAUUAGCAAAAUAUACAGAUUCAGAUCAACUUAUGUGCAUUUUAUGCAAAUCGAUUGUACGCAGUGAAACAGUUUGGCCUGUUCACUUAUAUUCUAAAAUACAUAGGGAAAAUGUGACAUUAGCAAAAACAACCAAAUUGGAAACAGAAAGUUCUACAAGGUCAUCAAAUAUUUUACCAUUUAAAAGAUCUCUCUCUCCAUCUCAAGAUAUUUCUGUUAAAAAAAUAAGAGGAAUAUUAAAAAAUUCCAACUUGUCAGAAGUGCAAACAAAGUCGAACUUAUCAAUAGAUUUUUUUCAUAAUAAUUUGAAACAAAUAAAUAGUAUAUCUAUGCAAAAAAAUGAAAGCAAAGAUUCUGCAACUAGUACCGCAGAUAUAAAAUAUAAGGACAUAGAAGAAGAGAAAAUAAAAGAUACGAAUCCAACUGUUCUUCCAGAAGGAUUUUUUGAUGAUCCAGUAAUGGAUGCUAAAGUACGUAACGUUGAAUAUAAAGAUCCGAUUGAAGAAGAAUGGGAAAAAUUCCAAAAAGAAAUUAAAGAAGAGACUGCUCAAUCUGCACAAAUUAUUGCUGAUGAUCAAGAGGAAGCAACAACAGAAAGGCAAUUGGAUGAAAUUGAGGAGCAAAUUAGGCAUUGGUCACGGGUAAUAGAUCUUGCAAAACACAUGGAACAAAUUCAAGGUACUGAUAGAAAGCAAGAAAAUAUUGAUGAUGAUGUAUUAAGCAGUGAUGAAGCAGAAUUUGAGGAAUUUCUUGAUUGGCGAGCAAAAAAUUCAUAUAAAUAAAACCUUUUAUGUAUGUACUGAUGUAUGUAAUGAUUUUGUAAAUAUUCUAUAUUUUCUUGACAAGAAAAUUAUUUACUUAAAGUUACAAAACUGUUACAUUUAUAUUUUAUUGCAACUUUUUCGUUAAUCAUAAAAAUACUGCUAUAAAAAUGAUAAAUAUAUAUAAUAUAUGAUAAAUAUAUAUUAUAGAACUUUUAUGUCUUAAAAUGAUUUGUUACAUAGCCGAUGAAAGAAAUACUAAUAUCUCUAAUUAAUUUUGCAUUAAAUAUUUUUUACUUAAAAAAAAAUUCUAUUUGUUAUAUUUGUUUGCUUUUUUCUUAUUUGUAUAAUUAUUUAGCUUUAUAUAUACAGCUAGAUUUUUUAUUUUACUUAAUAUUCUGAUGAUAUGCAAACUUUGUCUCUUUUGCUAAUUUGACUGCUCUAACUCUAAAUGAUUAAAAUAUUUACUAAUUGUAAGAAAGAAGAUCAAAUUUUUAUGUAAUUCUUAGUGUGUAGUGUGUAUCAUAAUAUAAGAUUUUAUUAAAAUGAAUUUGAAGAAUCAGAAUAUAAUAAAGUUUUAGAUACAUUGAAAUAGAUUACUUUUAUUAAUCGUUGUGUAAGAGAAUUAUAUAUAAUAUGAAAUGUAUAAUAUAAAGAUAUAAGACAUAUGCUAAGCUAAUAAAAUUAAUAUAGAUAAGUAAUUACAAUGAUAGGUUAUAUAAUAGCCGUAGAUUCUGCAGAGAAAGCGUCCAUUGCCAGUUAUCAUCUUGUAACACUCGACAUUGGUUCAAAAGUAAAAGUCAAUCACGUUCAAUUGCUAAUGAAUGACUUUCUCUGCUGAACGCGAUAAAUUUAAUAAUAUCUGCUUUCAUUUUGCAGACACACACACAUAUGCUAUUGUUUAUAAAAUAUUGAAAAUAAAAGGAAGAGAAUAUUA
Cataglyphis hispanica is the source of this 2164-nucleotide messenger RNA. RefSeq names its product zinc finger protein 830. Gene Ontology annotation, molecular function: zinc ion binding; nucleic acid binding. Gene Ontology annotation, cellular component: spliceosomal complex; nucleus. The record is from RefSeq and is a predicted model, not a curated record. NCBI's taxonomy places the organism in Eukaryota, Metazoa, Arthropoda, Insecta, Hymenoptera, Formicidae. Gene Ontology annotation, biological process: mitotic DNA replication checkpoint signaling; nuclear DNA replication; mitotic DNA damage checkpoint signaling.